AUGAAACCCCUUCCCUUCCCGUUCCCUCUGAACGUCGGCACAGACAUCGUCCACAUCCCCCGAAUAGCCCGUCUCCUCGCCCGACCCGACUACCUACCGCGCUUCACGCGCCGCAUCCUCUGCGAGCAAGAGCAGAAUGACUUCCAUAAGCGCUUCAGCGAAGCCCUCAAAGCACGCGCCGCAUACCAUCAACAACCACCACCGGUGCCCGCAGACAUAACGCGCUGGCUUGCGGGGCGCUUCGCGGCAAAGGAGGCGGCGCGUAAAGCUGCGCCGUCCGGUGCAGCUUCUAUUGGCUGGAAGGAUGUCAUGGUGAGGAUCCAGGAGGAUGGGGGCAAAUUUGGAGAGGAUGUGAGCCGGAGGCCUGAGAUUGUUUAUCUUGGGAAUACGCAAGAUGGAGAAUUGAGUGAGGGCAGGGUCGCAAAGCUAUCUAUUUCCCAUGAUGGGGAGUAUGUUGUUGCUACAGUUUUGGCCGCUGGAUGA
Messenger RNA from Penicillium paradoxum, 483 nucleotides. RefSeq names its product holo-ACP synthase. The transcript has a single exon. Gene Ontology annotation, molecular function: holo-[acyl-carrier-protein] synthase activity; magnesium ion binding. The coding region runs from base 1 to 483 and encodes 160 amino acids. Gene Ontology annotation, biological process: fatty acid biosynthetic process. The record is from RefSeq and is a predicted model, not a curated record. Lineage: Eukaryota; Fungi; Ascomycota; Eurotiomycetes; Eurotiales; Aspergillaceae.